This is a messenger RNA of Phycodurus eques (leafy seadragon), 2263 nucleotides long. Its product is annotated as gastrula zinc finger protein XlCGF57.1-like. Bases 453 to 1847 code for a protein of 464 amino acids. Gene Ontology annotation, molecular function: DNA-binding transcription factor activity; RNA polymerase II cis-regulatory region sequence-specific DNA binding. The record is from RefSeq and is a predicted model, not a curated record. NCBI's taxonomy places the organism in Eukaryota, Metazoa, Chordata, Actinopteri, Syngnathiformes, Syngnathidae. The transcript is spliced from 2 exons. Gene Ontology annotation, biological process: regulation of transcription by RNA polymerase II.
CUCCCUUUUGUUUAGUUGGUCAGUAGAAACGUUUGCUAAAAGAGGCUUCAAGGUUGCAUUGAAACAUUUGAUUGUUUUCGAAAUCGAACGAGCUAUUCUACAAGCGCUUUAAGGCCACGACGCUCGGAUAGGAAAGUUCCAGAGCAAAAAGGAGAAUCCGACGAGGCCCGAGGAGCCCGACGGACAAACCAGACGGUUCACCAAACCUUCGUGUAUUUGUAGCGAAUGUGCUCAAGUCUCGCACAGGAGGUCCAUCAUGACUUUAGGGGACCCAAACAUCAUCCGUGCAAUCGUCGUGUCCGGUUGGAGUCGUCUCGGUGCACGUUGAAGCUUCUCGGCCUAGCCUAGCCUAGCCUAGCCUAGCUUAGCUUGCUAGCAAAGAGACGCGUUGGGGAUCAACACGUCGCUUAAGCAGAGCUCAAGCGUGAACAUAGAAGUGUUGUCGUGUGAAAAUGUUUGCGAGAAGGACAGCAGAGUACGAGGAGGAGCCCCAAAGUCAACUGCCGGACGCUGUUUGCAAGAUGCCGCCUCGAGAUGUGUUAAACACAGCAGACAUCCGUGAAGAUCUUUGUCCUGCGUGGCAGGAGCCAAAGCUCCCUCACCUUAAAGAGGAAGUGGAGGACAAACAGGUCCUCCAAGUGGAAUUGGAGCUUACUUCAAUGAUAAAAGAGGAGGAGCCAAAGUGCCCCCUCAUCAAACAGGAAGAGGAGGAGGAGGACAUCACCAGUUUUCCAUCGACUGGUUUUCCUUUGAAGCACGAAGAUGAACGUCAAAGUGAGGAGAACAGAGUGGCGGAGCCUCCAAACAGCAGCUCAAGUCAACACAUGACAAGAGAAGGUGAUGGAGGAUCACAAGCUGAUGGUCUCUUAGCCCCACUAUCAGAUAGUGACGACAUGAUGUCAUACUCUCCUCACAAUGGUGAUGAUGAACAGCCUGAAAGUGAUAUGGCAUGUCACACUAACAACAAACGAUGGAAAUGUUCGCAGUGUGGGAAAACUUUGGCUUAUAAGAGGAAUUUGAAACAACACAUGAAAAUGCACACUGGAGAAAAACCCAUUGCUUGCUCAGUUUGCAGUAAAAGAUUCACUAAGAAGGGUGACUUAAAAAAGCACACAAGAACACACACUGGUGAGAAACCUUUUGCCUGCUCAUUUUGUGGUCAAAGGUUCACACAGAAGGGUGACUUAAAAACACACACAAGAAUCCAUACUGGUGAGAAACCUUUUGCCUGCUCAGUUUGUGGUCAAAUGUUCACACAGAAGGGAACCUUAAAAACACACACAAGAACCCACACUGGUGAGAAACCUUUUGACUGCUCAAUUUGUGGUCAAAAGUUCACACAGAAGGGAACCUUAAAAACACACACAAGAACCCACACUGGUGAGAAACCUUUUACCUGCUCAGUUUGCGGUCAAAAAUUCUCAGGAAAGGGAACCUUAAAAACACACGCACGAACUCACACUGGUGAGAAACCUUUUGCCUGCUUAGUUUGUGGUAAAGGAUUCAAUGAAGAGGAACACUUAAAAAGACACACUCGAACCCACACUGGUGAGAAACCGUUUUCCUGCUCAGUAUGUGGUCAAAGAUUCUCUGUAAAGGGAACCUUAAAAACACAUACAAGAACCCAUACUGGUGAGAAACCAUUUUCCUGCUCAGUUUGCGGGCAAAGAUUCUCUGUAAAGGGAAACUUAAAAACACACACAAGAACCCACACUGGCGAGAAACCUUUUCCUUGCACCGUUUGUGGGCAAAAAUUCUCUCGUAAGACUGGGGCUAAGACCCACAAGUGUGCUGGUGAGAAUCACGCUGAUCAAGAAGCUAGAAUUGGAAAUGUUAGGUUAAGUUAGGUUUAUUCGAUUAGCUUUCAUUCACAGAUUAAUUUCAGAAAAGCAACAGGGUGAAGCCGAUCGAAAAGGCGCAGAUUGAGGCCAUCCAUGGUUUACUAUGCAUCUGAUGAGCUUUACAAAAAAACAAAGACUUCAUUCAUUCAUUCAUUCAUUCAUUUCCCACACCGCUUCUCCUCACUAGGGUCACGGGCGUGCUGGAGCGCAUCCCAGCUAUCAUCGGGCAGGAGGCGGGGUACACCCUGAACUGGUGGCCAGCCAAUCGCAGGGCACAUAGAAACAACCAUUCGCGCUCACAUUCACACCUACGGACAAUUUAGUGUCUUCAAUUAAUGGUAACCUCCGUCCAAAAUGAUCAUGUACUUUGUGCCUGUAUCUGUAUUCAUAGUUUCAGUGUCAUUGGGAAUAUGUGAAAUAAA